Fonsecaea pedrosoi CBS 271.37 is the source of this 6378-nucleotide messenger RNA. RefSeq lists its product as uncharacterized. The transcript is spliced from 2 exons. The record is from RefSeq and is a predicted model, not a curated record. Bases 1 to 6378 code for a protein of 2125 amino acids. Gene Ontology annotation, biological process: secondary metabolite biosynthetic process; amino acid activation for nonribosomal peptide biosynthetic process. Lineage: Eukaryota; Fungi; Ascomycota; Eurotiomycetes; Chaetothyriales; Herpotrichiellaceae. Gene Ontology annotation, cellular component: cytoplasm. Gene Ontology annotation, molecular function: catalytic activity; phosphopantetheine binding.
AUGGGCUCUAUACAAGUCGAUGAGAGCGAUGAUCGAAGGCCGGCAAACGGCGACUCUGCCAAUAUAUUGUCUGCCAGGGAGGCUGACGCUGAGGGCUUCUGGUCUUUCAAGAUAGCCGGCCUUGAAUCUGAAACACAAGUCACUCCGACGGGCCUGAGAGAGGAAAUCCUGCUUCUCGCAUGGCUCCUCGUUCUCCUACGAACACAAGAUGAAGGCCACAUCUGGUUUGAUUGGGCUUACGAAGGUCGAGGAAAUGGUGCUCUUCACGGUCCGGCCAAAAGGCGCUUGGUGAUGGAUGAAUUCGUGACAGGUUUGCAAGACAGUAUCGGGCAAGUUGGUUCUAAACUUGCUCGCCACAUCACGGCAUGUAUCGAAACUAAGCUACCUGAAGGCACGGGCCCUGUUUCGCUUCUGUUGAGCACCAGUUCCUUGGCCCAGACGCCUGAGGAAGCGAAUGACCAAUGUAUACUGCACCUUCAAGUAAAAUUUGACGAGGGUCGUCUCAAAAUUCGUCCAGUAUGGCAGACAGAAAACAUGCUGCCAUACACGAUGACACGACACGUAAUAGCACUGGUCGAUGCUGUCAAAAUGUGCAUUUCAAAUCCGAGCGACCCCAUUGAAAGUGGUAUUCGGCCGACGGCAGCUGAUCUGGAUGAAAUAUGGAAGUGGAAUCACCCACUACCACCAUCCUACAACUUUUGCAUGCACGAAGUAAUUUCCGAGCAAGCCCAAAAAUUCAAAGACAAGCUAGCAAUCUUAUCCUGGGAUGGCAACCUGACGUAUGCCGAGGUUGACCAAUAUUCUACAUCCAUUGCCCAUUCGUUGAAAGAGAUGGGUGUCGAGUUGCACGACGUUCUGCCAGUGUGCUUUGAGAAGUCAAGAUGGACCAUCAUUGCCGUGCUGGCGGUGAUGAAAGCAGGGGCGACAUUUGUGCUGAUGGAUCCAACCCUUCCGCUUGCUCGUCUGCAAACCAUGGCGAAACAGGUCGGAGCAAAGACGAUGCUGACAUCUCGGAAACAACAUGACUAUUCGGCUGCAAUCUUGCCCGAUGGGAACCUCAUGGUUGUGGAAGAGGAAUCGUUCAAACACGCCUCAUGUUCGCAAGUCACGCCAAAACUGACAGUCGUUCCCCCAUCUACUCUAAUGUACAUUAUUUUCACCUCUGGCAGCACCGGCGUCCCGAAGGGAGUCUUGAUUUCUCAUGGAACCUACACAAGCAGUGCCAUUCCUCGGGCAGAGGCAGUCGGUUAUACAGAGCACUCUAGGGUUCUCGAUUUUGCGUCGUAUGCUUUUGAUGUCAGCAUCGACAGCAUGCUUUGCACUCUUUCGAGGGGCGGAUGUCUCUGCAUUCCCUCUGACGAAGAUCGAAUGAACGACUUGAAUGGAGCAAUGCGAAGAAUGCAAGUCACCUAUGCCGGCCUGACCCCUUCGGUGGCCAGAAUAUUGGACCCGGAUGUUGUGGCAUCGCUCAGUGCCCUGGGCCUCGGAGGGGAGGCAGCUACUGCAAAAGAGGUGACGCGCUGGGGCCAAGUCACUAGGAUCGUCAUAGGCUACGGUCCAUCCGAAUGCACGAUCGGAUGUAUGGUCAACAGCAGCGCUGCCACCGGCAGAGACUAUGUAUCCCUCGGGAGAGGCAAUGGCGCAGCCAUGUGGAUUGUCGAUCCCACUGAUCACGAAUUGCUCAUGCCGGUGGGUGCUGUGGGCGAACUACUUGUCGAAGGUCCUAUUGUGGGACAAGGCUACUUGAAUGAUCCCGACAAAACCGCAGCGGCUUUUAUCAGUGACCCGUCGUGGCUCGUCGCAGGCCAUAAUGGCUAUGAAGGUCGCCGAGGUCGCCUAUACAAGACUGGAGAUCUUGGAAAAUAUGAUCCCGACGGCUCUGGUGGUAUUAUCUUCAUUGGGCGGAAGGAUACUCAGGUCAAAUUGCGCGGACAACGCGUCGAGCUAGGAGAAAUCGAGUACCAGCUCAAAGCUAGACUCCCUCCGGGCACCAACGUCGUUGCUGAGGUGAUUGUGCCUUCAGGCUCUGGAGGUCAACCCACAUUGAUGGCGUUCAUUGCAUUUCAGUCUUUAAAAGGACAAGAGCCUACCGAUCUACAGCGGGUACCUCUCCACAAGGAUCUACAGGAAAUACUGUCAGCGGCCAAUGAGGAGUUGGCCAAGGUCCUGCCACGAUAUAUGGUGCCAACCUCAUAUAUACCGGUCAACUACAUUCCUGUGAUGAUAUCAGGCAAGACCGAUCGCAAAAGACUGAGGCAGUUCGGUGCCACAGUCGACCUUCGACAGCUAGACCAAGGUACGACUAAAAGCGCUCCUCGACAGCUGAGCGAUCUUGAACAACUUGUGCGGCUGGCCUGGAGUCAGACAUUGCAACUUGACCCCGAAACCAUUCGGCCUGACGACAAUUUCUUUGCACUGGGUGGCGACUCGUUGAUGGCAAUGAAGCUUGUGUCUGUUUGUAGAGCUCAAGGUCUCGAUAUCACAGUGGCGAACAUUUUUCGCUGCCCUUCUCUCUUAGAGAUGGCCGACACUGUCCAAAUUUGCAGCUCUCAAGCGCGGACAGAAACCCCAGCCUUUUCAAUGAUCUCCCAAGAUGCCGAGAGUGCCCGCCUCGAAGCUUCACAAUGGUGUGGUACAGAUCCAGCCUCCGUCGAAGACAUCUACCCCUGCACACCAUCACAAGAAUCGCUUUUUACCUUCUCCCUCAAAUCAACACGAGCGUAUAUCGCGCAGAGAGUCACUUGUAUACCGUCGCAAAUCAGCCUUGAUGCCUGGAAAAGGGCUUGGGAGGAGGUUGUCGCGGCGAGCCCUAUGCUGCGUACUCGCUUAGUGCAACUCCAAGAUCCCGGUUUGCAGCAAGUUGUGUUAAGGGAAAGCAUCUUCUGGAGAUAUUCGACUGAUUUAGCGCAAUAUCUUGAUGAUGACCAGAGUGAGAAGAUGGAACUUGGUCAAAAUCUAGCUCGAUAUGCCAUCGUCGACAACUCAAAGGAUGACAAACGAUAUAUGGUCUGGACCAUCCAUCACGUCGUCUACGAUGGGUGGUCUGAGCCUCUGAUACUCCAGAAAGUCAGCAAAGCCUUGCGGGAUGAGCAAAUCGAGCCACAAGCUGAAAUGAAGGACUUUGUCAGAUAUGUGCGAGACGUGAACGAAGUCGAGGCUCAAGAAUUCUGGCGGCGGGAAUUGGAAGGAGCUGUUGGACCUCAAUUCCCGCGUCUGCCUUCUAGAGAUUAUUUGCCGACCCCCGACGGCAUGCUUGAACAUCAAUUUGCUCUGGAGGCAACCCUUGGAUCAACUUUCACAAUAGCUACACUGAUUCGCGGUGCAUGGUCGCUCGUGAUGUCACAGUAUACAGGCAGCGACGACAUCGUUUUCGGCGAGACGCUCACAGGUCGAGAUAUUUCUUUGGCGAGGGUCGAAAACAUCGAAGGCCCAUUGAUCGCGACUGUACCAAUGCGCAUACAUAUCAACCGGACGAGCUCUGUGCAAUCUUACCUACAAACUGUGCAAGAAGCCGUACUUGUGCGUACAAAGUACCAACAUGUUGGAAUGCAAAACAUCAGAAAGGUUAGCAGGGAUGCUCAACACGCAUGCGAAGCCGGUACGGGCCUGGUCAUCCAACCAGAACCAGAGUACGUGGGCGCCGAACUUGGUUUUGGGCAGACGGAUGUCGUCCAUGAAGCACUGCAUUUUAACCCUUAUCCACUUAUGUUGGCCUUUGGAACACAAAAAGGUAGUUUGAGGAUCUGUGCGAGCUUCGACACCAGCCUAGUUGACGUCGCACAAAUGAAACGAGUACUCGCCCAGCUAGAGACGGCUUGCUUGCAGCUGAUGAAGGAUCCCUUUCGGAAGCUAAACGAAAUUUCCUGUCUACCGGAAACCGAACUCGAUCAGAUCUGGCGUUGGAACAAAAUUCCUCCCUUGUCUUUGGACAAUUCAUCCGGAAGGCUUCGAGCAGAUGCAAGUAUCAACCAAGGAUCAAUAUAUCCUCCUGCGGUGGUACCUUGGGUAUGUAACCCAAAAAACCCGUCCCUCUUGUCGCCCAUUGGCAGUAUUGGCGAGCUUUGGCUGGAAGGGUCUUUCUUUACAGCUGAUACCACUUCGUCUCCCACCUGGCUUCUGGCUGGAAGCUCCACUUGCGCUGGCCGAUCCGGAACAGUGCAAUCGACCGGUGACUUGGUCCAGUUACGAGACGACGGCAGCCUCGUUUUCAUCGGCCGAAAGGAGAAUCGCUCGACCAUCCAAGGCCACGUAGUAGACAUCGCAGACCUCGAAGCUCAUGUCGCCAAGCAUCUUCCAUCAACAACCCGCACCGCGGCAGCUGUAUACCAAUCGCCACUGGACGGGGAUCAGCACUCGGCCGAGAUUGAAUUGGUUGUUUUCGUCGAGCAACACCCCUCUCAGGAGGAGCAUGUUCCGCUCAUGGCAGCGAAACAUGACAUACCCUACGAUGCACCCGGGCCAUCCAGAUCACACCUAACGAUCCAUGAUACGAUUCACCCCAGCGUUGCUAUUGCCCUAAAAAAGCUUGACAAAUUCAUCCACGACUCCCUGCCACCAUACAUGCUUCCCUCUGCGUACAUUGUGGUCGACAAAAUACCGACCGAGACGGGACGAGUCGAUCAUAACCAAUUAAACCAGAUAGCAUCCAGAAUUCCUAGGUCUGUCCUCACAACCCUACAGGAAAACUUGAAGGAGGUAUGGAAGAAAACCACCACCCAAGCAAGCUUGACCACCCCAGAGAACAUCGUGCGGUCUGCCUGGGCGAAGAUACUUAGAAUGAGCCCAGACAAGAUUGACCUGGACGACAACUUCUUCCGGCUCGGAGGGGACUCUGUGCUGGCCAUGAAAUUGGCAUCGAGUCUUCGGGUUCAGGGACAUACUUUGACAGUGGCCGACAUUUUCCAAAACAUGAAGCUCCGCGACGCCGCCAGAGCGUUGAAAGUAAACCAAGUGUCCACGGAGAAGGCGCAGGAUUACAAGCCCUUCUCGAUAUUAGACGGAGUGGACGACUUAGACCAGUUCUUGUCCGACGUUGUGCGACCGAAGCUAGCUAAUCCACGCUGGUCCAUUCAAGAUGCAAUGCCAGUGACCGAGUCUCAAGCGAUUGAUGUUAGGGCAACAAUCCAGGCCCCGCGAACAUCCAUACAAUACACCAUGUUGUACUUUGAACAGGGCGUCAACCUCGACAACCUCAUCCGUGCCUGCAACGAACUGGUCACGAUUCACGACAUUCUCCGCACAGUCUUUAUCGAGCACGAGUCGUCGCUCUUUCAAAUUGUCCUGGGGAAGCUGGACUCGCCCCUGAGCAUGCACCAAUCCGAAGGAGAUCUUGAAAAAUACGUCGUCGCACUCUGCAAGACAGACAUAGAAUCGGAUUUCCCCCUAGGAUCGCCUUUCCUCAAUAUUUUCCAUGUCCAGGGUACAGAUGGCAAAAGCUGCCUCGUUUUUAGACUAUCCCAUGCUCAAUACGAUGGUAUCUCCUUGCCCAGGCUGCUUCGAGACCUGGAAACCCUAUAUGCAAGAGGAACUGUGGAUGGUUUCCGGCCGUUCUCCGCCUACAUGGCCCGCCUUAGCGAUGAACGCAUCAAGAAACCAGCCCUGAAUUACUGGCGCAAUCUUCUGGACAACUCCAAAUUAUCGAUAUUGGAGGGAACGUCAGCACAGUACGCGACGACAAGAUCGUUGUUCCUGACCAAACCGGUCGAAACUUCCCGCCGUCCCACAGAGAUCACAACAGCGAGCCUACUGACCGGGGCAUGGGCGGUGGUCCUGGCCCGCCGUCUGCAGCAACACGACGUGACAUUCGGCUCCAUUACUUCUGGCCGCAACAUGGACAUGCCCGAUGUGGACAAGGUCAUGGGUCCAUGCUACCAGUUCACACCGGUGCGAGUCCCGUUCGAGGCGGGGUGGACGGCGAUGGACCUCUUGCGCUUCGUGCAGAGGCAGAGUGCCGAGUCCGCGGCCUACGAUUUUGUUGGGUUUGGGGAGAUUUUCAAGAGCUGUAAUACGCAAUGGUCGUCCUCAGAAUCAUCAUCCUCGUCGGAUUCGUCGGGCUCGUCGUUGCUGACACCACGCUUAUUCUUCGAUUCCGUCGUCCACCACCAGGAUUUCGAGGACUAUGACACAAUGCCCUUCGCGGGGGAGACUUGCAGGGUGGAGAUCCAGAAUCCACAUGGCGACGCGGCCCAUCCUGUGAAGGCCGUCUCCUUCGUCCAGAGAGGACAGACGCACGUCGGUGUUGUCGGGAGUGAACAUGAUCAAGCCCUGCUGGAGAACCUCCUCGCUGAAUUAGCUGCAGCUGUUGAAGAAGUAUCUGCCCAUCGAUCAGAGGAGGUCCUUUGGCUUGAUGGCUUAUCCCCUACUUUACCGGCGAAUUGA